AUGCGCGCCACUCAAGGUACUCCCUUGUCAGGUCCAGAUGUUAUCAUUAACUCAGUUGACGCCUACCAAAUCCACCUUGACGUGACCAACACCUCCUGCGAUAAAUACCCUGCCAAACAGCAUGCGCGCAACGUCGCCAGAAAACUCGGCAUCUCCCACGGCCUAAUUUUCAUAGCCGGAGAACCCACUGCUUUACUGCGCGACUCUGAUCAGGAGCGCCCGUUCCGACAGCGCCGAUACUUUUACUACCUGAGUGGCGUGGUGGAGCCAAGCUGCGCUCUGACAUACGAUAUAAGCCUAGACCUUCUCACCCUUUAUGUCCCGGAUUUUGAUCUCCACCGUGCUAUAUGGAUGGGCCCGACCCUGACCCGGGAGGAAGCCCAGGAUCAAUUUGAUUUUGAUCGCGUGCUCUAUCAAUCAUCUCUUAAGCAAGAACUGGGAUCAUGGCUGGGCGGAAGGGCGCAGAACAGCUUGAUGUACGUGGUGCAUGAGUCAGAGGUUCCGAAGACUUUGCCGGCCGAGUUGCCACUGGAUUCUGCGCAGCUCCUCCCGGCCAUGGAUGCAGCUCGGGGGAUCAAGGAUGAGUAUGAGAUUCGGAUGAUUCGCCAAGCGAACAAAGUAUCCGCGCUAGCACACCGCAAAGUUCUCGAAAGCAUCAAGAAGAUGACAAAUGAGUCGCAGAUUGAAGGUCUCUUCCUGGACACAUGCAUUUCCCAUGGUGCUCGUAACCAGGCAUACCAGAUCAUUGCUGGAUCGGGACCCAAUGCGGCCGUUCUACACUAUUCUCGCAAUAACGAGCCUCUCGCGGGGCAACCUCUUGUAUGCCUUGACGCCGGUGCUGAGUGGGAAUGCUAUGCUAGUGACGUGACCCGCACAUUCCCGCUCAAGGGCGAGUGGCCCAGCAAAUACGCGUCAGACAUUUACAAGCUGGUCGAGCGUAUGCAAGAGGAGUGUAUUAAGGGAAUGCGAAAAGGCACACGCUACCUCACUCUACACGAUCUAGCUCAUGACAUUGCUAUUGAUGGACUGAUGGCUCUCGGUGUCUUCAAGGGUGGCUCACACGGUGAUAUCCGUGCGUCGGGCGCAUCCAAGGUCUUUUUCCCUCAUGGACUAGGCCACCACACUGGUCUGGAGGUUCACGAUGUGUCUGAGUCAUCGAUCAUGGCCCUGCACCCGGGUCUUGACCAGUCUCACUAUGGUGCGGUCGUGAACCCCGCCGUUUGUCGCUCCCCUUGUACAGUGUCUGCCCCAUUGCUAGAAGAGGGCAUGGUUAUUACUGUUGAGCCGGGACUUUACUUUUCGCCUUUGGCUCUUGCCAAUGCCCGUAAGCAACCGUACGCAAAGUAUAUCGAUUUUGAUGUUGCGGGCCAAUAUGUUCAUAUUGGUGGUGUGCGUAUUGAAGAUGAUAUCCUCAUUACCGCCAACGGUUACGAGAAUCUCACCACUGCGCCGAAGGGAGAUGCAAUGCUUGCAAUCAUUCGGGAUUCUAAGUAG
Messenger RNA from Penicillium verhagenii, 1494 nucleotides. Its product is annotated as aminopeptidase P family protein. Gene Ontology annotation, molecular function: manganese ion binding; metalloaminopeptidase activity. Lineage: Eukaryota; Fungi; Ascomycota; Eurotiomycetes; Eurotiales; Aspergillaceae. The transcript is spliced from 2 exons. Bases 1 to 1494 code for a protein of 497 amino acids. The record is from RefSeq and is a predicted model, not a curated record.